Diatraea saccharalis (sugarcane borer) is the source of this 1189-nucleotide messenger RNA. Lineage: Eukaryota; Metazoa; Arthropoda; Insecta; Lepidoptera; Crambidae. The record is from the annotation of a GenBank genome assembly.
AGUACUUAUUCUGUUCAUAAGGAAAAUAUAAGCUUAUAAAUUUAAUUCAAAUGGUUUUGUAAUUUUAGUUGUCACUCUGAUAUUCAGCUUAGCAUUACUUUUGUCGAGUGCUGCUAGCAAUAUGUUAGUACUUCGGUUGUCAAGUCUUCUUGGUUUAAUAUUGAUAUCCUGGGCAAAGUCAGUCGAUCAGCUGCAUCCACUAUCAGACGAAUUUAUUAAACUUAUCAACUCUAAACAGAAGCUGUGGACCGCCGGACGGAACUUUCACGUAUCAACACCCCUAAGUUACCUAAAAAGCCUCGCGGGCACAUUGGAAGUUAACUCAGAUGAUAUACCAGAAGUUAGUUACGAUAAUUUUAAAUUGGUUCAACCACCAAGAUAUUUCGAUGCUCGCCACGCAUGGCCAUAUUGUCCUAGCUUAUACGACGUACGAGAUCAAGGCUCUUGUGGUAGUUGUUGGGCUGUUUCAGCAGCAUCUGCCAUGACUGAUAGAUUCUGCAUCAAAAAUGGAGGACGAAAACACUUCUAUUUCUCAGCUCACGAUAUUCUAAGUUGCUGUGUCAGAUGCAGCAAUGGUUGCGUUGGUGGAAUACUGUCAAAAGCGUGGUAUUAUUAUGAAAAAUACGGUGUCGUUUCUGGUGGACAUUAUAAUUCCAGUCAAGGUUGCAGACCGUACAAUAUUCCUCCAUGCCAGCAUGAAGGCAAGCAAAGUGAUAGGCCGGCGUGUCGCAAUAGGAGCUCUACACCAAAAUGCCAAAACAUCUGUAUUGAUUCAUACACGAUCAAUUACACAAACGAUAAACAAAAGAACAACCGACGGAGUUACAAGCCGAAAGAUAUGCUAGGUAUUCAAUGGGAUUUAUUUUUUAAUGGCCCCGUCACAACGACUUUUAACUUAUACGAAGACUUCCUUAGUUACAAAUUCGGUGUAUAUAAAUACACUGUAGGAAAAUUGUUAGGCAGACACUCCGUGAAGCUGAUUGGCUGGGGCACAAGAGAUGGUGUUGAUUACUGGAUAGCAACAAAUUCUUGGAAUACAGAUUGGGGCGAGCAAGGGUUCUUCCAAAUAAUAAGAGGUUCCGAUCAUUGCGGUCUUGAGAGUGGAGCUGUGGUUGGCUAAAUUUGUCCAAGUUGAACGAUGUUGUAUGCUUUACUUUCUUAAUAAAUUCAAUGAAGCAGUUAUUGUAAG